Messenger RNA from Micropterus salmoides (largemouth bass), 2512 nucleotides. RefSeq names its product phosphate cytidylyltransferase 1, choline, beta a (gene pcyt1ba). Gene Ontology annotation, molecular function: choline-phosphate cytidylyltransferase activity; phosphatidylcholine binding. The transcript is spliced from 8 exons. Bases 377 to 1462 code for a protein of 361 amino acids. The record is from RefSeq and is a predicted model, not a curated record. Gene Ontology annotation, biological process: CDP-choline pathway. NCBI's taxonomy places the organism in Eukaryota, Metazoa, Chordata, Actinopteri, Centrarchiformes, Centrarchidae.
AAGCUAUAAAAGUGUUUUAUCAUUUUUGUUUUGAUUGUAAAAUUAGACUACAAGUUGUCAAUUGCAUCAGUAAUGUCCUCCACUGUAUAAUAGGAAGAGGGUUCAUGAAUGUAGCUAUAGAUUAAUAGCCGUAUAGUCUACUGUAGCCUAAGGCUGAAUGAACCGUGACCCACAGCUGUCGCAGCCCAUCAGCUGUGAGCAGCUGAUCUGUCCUCUGGACAGAUUGGACAGACGGGCUGCAGUCGCUCUGCUGCACUUGCCCGCCGUGCUGGAGCGGAGACGAACUCCUGUCAUCGACUUAACAGCAAACCAGACAGAAAGGCAAGUGGUAAAAGAUAUUCUUACUUUACACAGUUGUUAGUUUUUUUUGGACGCCAUGGUGAAACAGCGACGCAUCAGAGCGCGUUCGUGUUGCGCAGCUGUUGCGCCUCUUUGUUGCAGAAGAGGACCGCUGAAGACUCUGACAGAGCCUGCCAUCUUUGCCAGGGAGACCAGUUGUGAUUGCCGCGCCCCUCAUGAGAAACUCACCAUCGCUCAGGCCCGCAGAGGAACCCCAGUGGACCGUCCAGUCAGAGUCUACGCAGAUGGCAUCUUUGACCUGUUCCACUCAGGACACGCUCGUGCUCUCAUGCAGGCGAAGAACCUCUUUCCCAACACCUACCUCAUAGUAGGAGUGUGCAGUGAUGAGCUGACCCAUAAGUACAAGGGUUUCACAGUCAUGACUGAGAUUGAACGUUACGAAGCGCUGAGACACUGUCGCUAUGUUGACGAGAUUUUGCGAGACGCACCCUGGACUCUCACACCGGAGUUCCUAGAGAAACACAAGAUCGAUUUUGUGGCUCAUGAUGAUAUCCCAUACUCCUCAGCAGGAAGCGAGGACGUUUAUAAACACAUCAAGGAGGCAGGUAUGUUUGUGCCUACACAACGGACAGAGGGAAUCUCAACAUCUGACUUAAUUACCAGGAUUGUCCGAGACUAUGAUGUCUACGCCCGACGCAACCUCCAGCGCGGCUACACGGCCAAGGAGCUUAACGUUAGCUACAUCAAUGAGAAGAAGUAUCGGCUACAGAACCAAGUGGACCGAAUGAAGGAGAAGGUUCGCACGGUUGAGGAGAAGAGCAAACAUUUUGUGUACCGCGUGGAGGAGAAGAGCCACGACCUCAUACAAAAGUGGGAAGAGAAAUCCAGAGAGUUUAUCGGCAACUUCUUGGAACUUUUUGGACCCGAUGGGACUUGGAAACAGGUGUUUCAGGAGCGCAGUGGACGAAUGCUGUCCUACGCCCUGUCUCCCCGAGAGUCGCCCUGCAACAGUCCUCCCCGCGAACUGUCCCCGCUGCGUUCUCCCUCACCCCCAUCACCCCCAGCCCGCUGGCACACCGCACGGCCCUCUCCCCCAGCCUCCCCCAAAGGAGCAUCUGCCUUUAUAAGCAGCUUGAGUGAAGGUGACGAAGAUGAGAAGUAGCUGUACUGUUAAACACAUACAUGUAAACACACACUUCACUCACAGUACACUGCCUGAGAACUGCUCACACACACACACACACACACACACACACACACACACACACACACACGUACUCCUACAAACACCGGCUGGAUACUUAAACAAUUCUCCUCAAGGAAGUUGCUAAUAUACGAGGCAGACGGGGAUCAUGGGAAAUGAAGUUCUGCGCUGCGGAGCAAUGAAGCCAUCACGGUCUCUGUUGUCUGGGCAACAAAGCAGACAGAAGAAAGACAAAGGAAGACGAGGGUGAGGAUUUACGUACACAGUGUCAAAUAAGAAGGUCCAGAAUGCCUUGCAGCAUCUUUCAAGAGGAUUUGCUUUGGAUUGUCCAGGGCUGAUAGAGACUGUCCAACAGCCUGCUCAUAAUAUCAUGUAAUUUUUUUGUCUUACUCUGUUAAGAUUAGCUUAUUUUUUAAGAUGCCAAGAUUUCUUGUAACUAGUGACCACAAGAUGCGAAUAGGCACAAAGUUACAGAUCAUUGUGUGUGACAUUUAGUUUAACAGGUUGUGUGAAUCGACAGGAACCAAAUUAAUUCAUCAGAGAAUUAGGAAACAAAGAAAAGACACUGCACGCCCUAGAUUAGCAGAGGUGAAACACAGUCAGUGCUACUUCAGUGCUACAGUGCAUCAUUUUUGCAUAAAGGAUUGGCAAAGAAUAUAACAUUCAGCAUUGCCCGGUACAGUUAUUACCACUUUACCACAUUCAAACUAAUCCACAGAGCCACAGAAAAUCAUAACCUUGGGGAUAUCACCCUGUAUGUUCCUAAACUUGAUGAUGAUUGGUGCAAAAAAAGCUGCACUGAAAUACAACUGAAUAUGGAAAACAAACGUUUUCAUCACCUCAGCUGUACAGCUACGUUUGAAGUCAAACAAUAUAAUCCUAGUUUUUAAGUUCACGUGAGAAUAAGAGUUUUGCAAUGAAAAUGGCAACAAGAUCUGAGUCUCGCCUAAUCUGUAAAAUGACUGUUAGAUAGUCCUAAAAUAAACUUGAUUGUGGUGAGACAGAGAA